ACCCGCCGAGGCGCCCCGGGGCAGCCGCAAGUCCUGCCCCUGGACACCUGGCCCUCAGCCCUGGCUGGCCAUGGCCCUGUGCCUGAAGCAGGUGUUCGCCAAGGACAAGACGUUCCGGCCUCGGAAGCGCUUCGAGCCGGGCACGCAGCGCUUUGAGCUGUACAAGAAGGCCCAGGCAUCGCUCAAGUCCGGCCUGGACCUGCGGAGUGUGGUGAGGCUGCCUCCUGGGGAGAACAUCGACGACUGGAUCGCCGUGCACGUGGUGGACUUCUUCAACCGCAUUAACCUCAUCUAUGGCACCAUGGCCGAGCGCUGCAGCGAGACCAGCUGUCCGGUCAUGGCCGGAGGGCCCCGCUAUGAGUACCGCUGGCAGGACGAGCGCCAGUAUCGGCGGCCGGCCAAGCUCUCCGCGCCGCGCUACAUGGCCUUGCUCAUGGACUGGAUCGAGGGCCUCAUCAACGAUGAGGAUGUCUUUCCCACGCGUGUUGGAGUUCCCUUCCCUAAGAACUUCCAGCAGGUCUGCACCAAGAUCCUGACCCGCCUCUUUCGAGUGUUUGUCCACGUCUACAUCCACCACUUUGACAGCAUCCUCAGCAUGGGCGCCGAAGCACACGUCAACACCUGCUACAAGCACUUCUACUACUUCAUCCGAGAGUUCAGCCUGGUGGACCAGCGGGAGCUGGAGCCACUGAAGGAGAUGACAGAGCGGAUCUGUCACUGACAUGGACCAAGCAUGGACCUUGUUGCCUGUUGGAUUGACCAUCCGAAUACAGAGUGGUUAGGGCCAGGGACCCUCAGGAAUCUGGUGGCAGAUGACUCUCAUGCCCUGGGACCCCUCCAUACACCCAAAGCCCCUGGACUUUUGGUUGUCAGGAGUGAGUCCACGUGUCCUCUAACUACUUGUGAAUGAGAAGGGGAGAACAUAAAGGUGGGCAAACAGAAGGGAAGGAGGAGUCAAACCUCUGGCAUGAAGUCUGGGGCAGGGUUGGCUCGGGAGUUUUUGCUUUGAUAUUUGACCCUUGCAUGGGGGUUCCCAAGCCUAUUGGAUGUGGCUGAGGUAAUGGUAAGAAAGGAACAAAUGAGUGAGCGGUCCAUGUGUGUGUGUGCAUGUGCAUGCGCGGGAGUGUGAGAGAGAGAUCUUGACUGUGAGCUGUGUUAGCUGUGAAAGCCAGCCGCCUUAGACCCUCCCUGGCACAAGUAGGCACUCCAUAAGUGGAUGGAUGGAAGGAGGAGUGACUGGGACCAUCAGACCAUGGCCACUGUGGGAGUAAUGACAGGUCAGCGACCCUGCCUGGUGUGUGUGACCAUGUGUGUAAGUGCAUAAGAUGUGCUUGUAGAUAUAUCUCUAUGUUCUAACCUUCCCGGCUACCAUCUCCUGUCACCAUGAGUUCUGGGUUGCUGUGGGGUGAUAGAAAGGGGAGCCUUGCCAUGAAUAAUCAAACCUCUGGCCCAGAACAGACACAGGUCUGAUUUUGCUGAGCCAGAGAUGUGUAUGUACUGUCAUUUCACUCAUCCCUCUGCCUCCAGGAAGGCCUGAUUAUGGAGAGCCUCCUGGGGCUUGGGAGUGGUCCCUCAUGUUCCUGACCCUUCGAUUGGGAAGCAUGUGUUCCAUUCUAACUCCCAGAAUCUAUAGACUUGGCUCCCAGGAUCUGAAGCCUACCACAAGAUAAUCCUCCAACCCAAGGAGCUAGUGGAAACUGGGAAACGCCAGAGUCUUGUCUCCCAUCUCAGGACACCAAGGACCUUGUAGCUAGCAAGUGGACUUUUCUAGGCUUGGAGAGCCCCCAUGCUACAAGAAGUUCCCUCCUUCCCAAUCAUCCCUGAGGCAUAUCAACUGGUUGGAUAUCAGAGUAUAGCUAUCCCAGAGAAACUGGAAUGAUCAUUCAGCACUCCAAUACUCAGCACCCCAUGCCCAGCCCACUGCCCAGAGCCACAUGGGGGAAACUGGGGCAGGAAUGGGCCCUCCCUUUCCAGAGCCUCCAUGAUGGGAGGCUAGCGUGGAGAACCAGCAAAGAUGUGUGAGGAUCACCCAGUCUCACUCGCAGGAUCAUCCACCUGCAGAGGAGGAAACUGAAGCCAAGAGGAGAGGAGGAAGAAACUGGCCAAGACCUCGCAGCAGAGCUUUUUUGUGGAACUGAAAUAGAAACCAGGGAUCUGACUCCCACCCCAGGGCUUGCAGCAUGCCACAUGGGGUGAUCAGAUGCACAUGGAAAGAGGGUUUGACAGCCCCCUUCCAGGACACAGCUGUUCCUGCUUAGAGCCUGAGGCCAGUGCGCCCCACCACCCCCUCAGUUCUUCAGGGGAUGUCUGCUGAGCCCAUGCCUCCAAAAUCAUGCCUCUCUUUGUGGCCCAGCAACUGCCUGACUCUGAGGAAGCAGAUGGGACUCUUGGGACCAGCCAGCUGGACUUGGGACUGCUGCUUCCAGAGAAGUUUCCAGAAACACACUGACCCAGUCGUUUUGUCAGAGGCUCUGGAGUGGGGAAUCAGAUUCCCCCAGGGUGGGCUGGGGUUUGGAUGAUAGACUCUAGGCUGUGGUCAGUGCUAAUCUUGAGGGGGGAGAGGAUGAUCUAAUUUUGUGAAACAGAAGAUUUUGUUGUUAUUUUUGGUAAAAUAAAGGAGGAGAACUGGAGUGACACUGCUGUGGUCUGGGU
Talpa occidentalis (Iberian mole) is the source of this 2652-nucleotide messenger RNA. RefSeq names its product MOB kinase activator 3C (gene MOB3C). The coding region runs from base 71 to 721 and encodes 216 amino acids. Gene Ontology annotation, cellular component: cytoplasm; nucleus. Gene Ontology annotation, biological process: signal transduction; positive regulation of protein phosphorylation. Lineage: Eukaryota; Metazoa; Chordata; Mammalia; Eulipotyphla; Talpidae. Gene Ontology annotation, molecular function: protein kinase activator activity. The transcript has 4 exons. The record is from RefSeq and is a predicted model, not a curated record.